This is a messenger RNA of Malassezia sympodialis ATCC 42132, 1122 nucleotides long. It is a transcript of the gene LYS12, whose product is annotated as homoisocitrate dehydrogenase. Gene Ontology annotation, biological process: L-lysine biosynthetic process; tricarboxylic acid cycle; isocitrate metabolic process. The record is from RefSeq and is a predicted model, not a curated record. NCBI's taxonomy places the organism in Eukaryota, Fungi, Basidiomycota, Malasseziomycetes, Malasseziales, Malasseziaceae. Gene Ontology annotation, molecular function: homoisocitrate dehydrogenase activity; magnesium ion binding; isocitrate dehydrogenase (NAD+) activity. Gene Ontology annotation, cellular component: mitochondrion.
AUGCUCCGUCCUUCGUCGGUGAUGAUGCAACGAGCGCUGCGUAUCGGUAUGAUUCCUGCUGACGGAAUUGGCCGCGAGGUGCUCCCUGUAGCGCAGCGCGUGCUGGAGGCGACGCCUGGCUUGCCGAAGAUGGAGUUCGUGCCGCUGCAGGCCGGCUUUGAGCACUUCCAAAAGACGGGCGAGGCACUGCCGCAGCACACGAUCGACGUGCUGAAGAACGAGUGUGAUGCGGCCAUGUUCGGCUCUGUGUCGAGCCCAUCGCACAAGGUCGAGGGCUACUCGAGUCCGAUUGUGCGCCUCCGCAAGGAGCUGGGCCUGUACGCGAACAUCCGCCCUGUGACCGGCCCUGUGCUGCCGGGCGCCGCGUUCGACAAGCCGAUCGACAUGGUGACGAUCCGUGAGAACACCGAGUGCCUCUACAUCAAGUCGGAGACGCUGGAGGACACGCCGCAGGGCCAGGUGGCUCGCGCGAUCCGCCAGAUCACGGAGCACGCGUCGACGCGUAUCGGCCGCAAGGCGCUCGAGGUGGCGCGCACGCGCCAGGCCAUGCGCCAGGCCGCUGGCAGCUCGGCGCCGACCAAGGUGACCAUCUGCCACAAGUCCAACGUGCUGUCUGUGACGGACGGCCUGUUCCGUACGUCGGUGCGUGGCGUGUACGACGCCGACCGUGUCGAGAACGGCGGCCCGGGCCGCUACGAAGGUGUUGCACUCGAUGAGCAGCUCGUUGACAGCAUGGUGUACCGCAUGUUCCGUGAGCCCCACGUCUUUGAUGUGAUUGUCGCGCCGAACCUGUACGGCGACAUUAUCAGCGACGGUGCCGCUGCGCUCGUCGGCUCGCUCGGCCUCGUGGCGAGUGUGAAUGCGGGCGACACGUUCAUCAUGGGCGAGCCUGUGCACGGCUCGGCGCCGGAUAUUUGCGGGCAGAAUAAGGCCAACCCCAUUGCCGCCGUGCGUUCGGCUGCGCUCAUGCUCGAGUACAUGGGCUACACGGAGCCUGCGCUGCGCGUCUACCGCGCCGUCGACGCGGUGCUGAGCGAGGGCAGCACACUCACGCCCGACCUUCCGGGUGGCUCGGCGACCACGUCGGACGUCGAGGCUGCCAUUCUGCGUGCGCUUCCGUAG